CACAAGGUGGCGGGGGCCAUGGCUGAGGCGGGGAUGAGCUUGGAGAAGAUCUACGAGAAGGUUUUGGAGGUCACCAAAGCCAUGGGUACCUUGGGGCUCAGCCUCUCCUCCUGCAGCGUCCCGGGCUCCAAGCCCAACUUCCAGCUGGCUGAGGAUGAGAUGGAACUGGGCUUGGGCAUCCACGGCGAGGCGGGGGUGCGCAGGAUGAAGAUUCUCCCAGCAGAGGAGGCAGUGGAGACCAUGCUGGCACACAUGACCAACCCCUCCAACGCCUCCCGCCUGGCUCUCAGCCCUGGAGCUUCCGUGGUGUUGGUGGUGAACAACCUGGGGGGAUUGUCCUGCCUGGAGUUGGGAAUCGUGGCCGGAGCGGCCAUCCGGAGGUUGGAGAGCCGGGGGGUCCGCAUCUCCCGGGCCUUGGUGGGCUCCUUCAUGACAGCCCUGGAGAUGGCCGGGGUGUCCCUCACCCUCCUGCUGGUGGAUGAGGAGCUGGUGGGGCUGAUUGAUGCCCCAACCACUGCCAUGGCCUGGCCCAACCUGACCCCAGCCCCAGCCACCACCCAGAGACAGGAGGUGCCAGCACCCAAAGAAGGACCAGGGGGGACCCCCCAGCACGAGGCCACCACAGGGCCUGAGGGGGUGGUGGUGAAGAGGGUGCUGGAGAAGGUGUGCAGCACCCUGCUCAGCAUGCAGGACAAGCUCAACGAGUUGGACAGAGCUGCAGGGGAUGGGGACUGCGGGCACACGCACGCCCGGGCGGCCCGAGCCAUCCAGGACUGGAUGCGUGCCCGGCCCCCGCCAUCAGCUCCAGCUCACCUCCUGUCCUCCCUGGCUGACCUCCUGCUGGAGAAGAUGGGGGGUUCCUCUGGGGUGCUCUACGGGCUCUUCCUGACUGCAGCCGCACAGCCCCUGCUCACCCGCCGUGACCUCCCUGCCUGGGCUGAUGCCAUGGACGCUGGCAUCGAAGCCAUGCAACGGUACGGAGGAGCCGCGCCGGGAGACAGGACGAUGCUGGACUCGCUGUGGGCUGCAGCUCAGGCUCUGCAUUCCCUGCGUGCCCCCGGUGCGGAGCUGCUGCCCGUGCUGAGCAAGGCUGUCCAGAGUGCAGAGGCAGCAGCAGAGGCCACCAAGGACAUGGAAGCUGGGGCAGGCAGAGCAAGUUACAUCAGCUCAGGGAAACUCCUGCUCCCCGACCCCGGGGCGGUGGCAGCGGCCGCGGUGCUGAGGGCUCUGCUGGAGGGGCUGCAGGGCUGAGGGGGGGGACAAGGGGGACAUCUGGCACCCCAAAAUAAACCUUUGUGGUCCCCCUGUAAGCUCA
This is a messenger RNA of Calypte anna (Anna's hummingbird), 1315 nucleotides long. It is a transcript of the gene TKFC, whose product is annotated as triokinase and FMN cyclase. Gene Ontology annotation, cellular component: cytosol. The transcript is spliced from 14 exons. The record is from RefSeq and is a predicted model, not a curated record. Bases 19 to 1251 code for a protein of 410 amino acids. Lineage: Eukaryota; Metazoa; Chordata; Aves; Apodiformes; Trochilidae. Gene Ontology annotation, molecular function: glycerone kinase activity. Gene Ontology annotation, biological process: glycerol catabolic process.